This is a messenger RNA of Vanessa atalanta (red admiral), 1998 nucleotides long. RefSeq names its product gametogenetin-binding protein 2-like. Gene Ontology annotation, cellular component: cytoplasm; nucleus. Lineage: Eukaryota; Metazoa; Arthropoda; Insecta; Lepidoptera; Nymphalidae. The transcript is spliced from 8 exons. The coding region runs from base 110 to 1969 and encodes 619 amino acids. The record is from RefSeq and is a predicted model, not a curated record.
GCUUAACUGGACGUCACGACGUGUAUUUCAUUUAAGUUGGCCGUCAUCAGCCGUCAUUUUGUUAUAUUUGUAUAUUUUGUCGGCAAUUUUUAUGUGAAUAAUCAUAAAAAUGGCUAAAUUAGUCGAUAUAUAUAAUUGUGAUAAAGACCCCGUUAUCAAGAGAAAACAGUUGCCGUUAACUAUUUACGAAAACUUAACUAUGAUUAUGGAUCUAAAUACUAUGGGCCUUAUUUUUGAUAGUCCUCAAGUUAAAGGUCGGGAAUACGAUGAAUUUAUCCGCAAAUACAGAACUCUCACGACAGAUGAAUUAAAGUCGGCACUUAGAGUUGACGCUUCCGAUAUAUUUAAUGUUUUAAAUCAAAGCAUUCCUUGUGUUGGUUGUCGAAGAAGUGUUGAAAGACUUUUUUAUCAAUUAUGUAAAUCAGGUCAUCCAACUUUAGAUCCAUUAAUUUUGACACAAGAUGAAAUUAUGACUAUAAGAGAAGAUAAAAUAACAAAUCCACAGUCCCUGGCCACAUUGCUAAAUGGACACAGUACUGGUCUUGAAUGCCUUAUCUUGAGUCAACCUAGAUGGAAAAAGUCCCAGCGGUGUACGUUACAUUCACUCGAGGCAGGCACUGCAAGAGGUUGGGGUGCCACAUCAGGCUGUGGUUGGGGCUGGGGUGCGUGGGGGUGGGGUGGUCGCACGGCAUGGUGUGCAGCGUGGGACGCCAUGCGUACCUCAGCAAGGGAACAUGUCACCUUAGUACAUUUUAACACUUUACAUGAUACUCUUCACAACUAUCUCAGGAAACACAGAUUUUGUGCAGACUGCAAAACUAAGGUAUUGAGAGCUUAUCAGUUAUUAGUUGAAGAGAAAGAACCACAAAAAGAGAAAGGUUAUGUUGGUGCCUUAUAUGGAGGUAUUAAACGGUGUCUGUUAGACAAACAUCUGCACCUACAAGCAAAAACAGACUACAUUGCACAUCUUAUAGCUAGAGCUGAGCCAGAACUGUUUGGGAAUCAUCGUGAAAAACAUGCUAAAACUUUAGAAAUUGCACAGGAAGAGGUCCUAAUUUGUCUUGGAAUAUGCAUCUAUGAGCGGCUGCAACGAAUUUCACUUAGACUGCGUGAAGAAGAAAACACAUGUCAAAUACUUGCAGCUGUAGGUGUAGAAGCACUGUAUCGUAAAUUUGAGACAGCUGUUGAACUCAAGAGUGGUGUAUCAAAGCUACAGCUUUUAUAUGAUGAAAUAACACAAGAAGAAUUAACAAGACAGCAACGAAAAGAACAGAAAAAGCUUAAAAGAAGGAAGAAGAAGGAACGCCUGGCUGUAGAGGGCAAAUGCAAAGAAGCUGAUUCAGAGGAACCUGAAGACAAGUGCCAAUGUGAAGAAUGUUUAUUAGAAGAAAGAGAUACUCCAACUGAUUUGCUAACACCUCGUGAUUUCAACCAGUGCUAUGAUGGAAUACAAUCCAAUGGUGAUAGUUGUCAUUCAUGUCAAGAAGACUAUACGAAACUUUGUUCACCAAAGAAGUUAGGAAAAAAACUAACCAAAAACGGCAACUUAUCACCUAAUGAACAUUCUCAAGAUUGUGGUUACUCAUCUGGUAACAAUGGUGGUUGCUGUGAAACAAUGUCUGGUUCAUCUUCGUUAAUGAGUUCUCCGGAAGGUUCUGAGGUUGCUUGUUCUGAAGGAUUUUGCAAUCACGAAAGGGGAGACUGCUUGGAUAUACCUAAAAACGACAAAAUUUCAUGCACUGGUUUCACACUCUCUCUGCAAGAAAUGCUGGACACAUGUUCAUCAGAUGAAGAAAAAGACACCAGUUAUAUUCCCAUUGAAGAAGUACUGGAAUUUAAAUCAAGGAGAAACAUUACAGAAAAAAGGCAAGAGCUAAGACAGAAUUUAAGGCAAAAGUUUGCUCAGUUAUGUGUGAACACACCACAAUUACCAUCUGUAAUGCUAAAGCAGGGUAAAAAUCCUGUAUAAUAUGAUAAUAAAAUAUUGUAACAUUCAAA